UGGCGUACCAAAACAAAUCCUCCAUCCUUCCGUGCAAUGCGAUCCCACACCACCUUCCGGCUCUCUCAGCAAGUUUGUGUGAGCCAGCCUCUGAUAGUGUUCAUAGAAAGACCGAAGUUUAUCCGGAGGUACAGGCGUGAGGAAUGGUGUCCCGGUGCGAUUCAUGCAGGACAGAGCACCUAAAUAACGAGCGACUCACCGGUGUUGUGCCGAACAUUAACCCGCUAUCGGCAGGACGCCCGCUCCGGUCUAUCCCGACAGACAGCAGCGAGGUUUGGUUGAGCUCAGAUCCCAAACAGCUCCCACACAGGUGGGACAGACAGACAGACGGCUGUUUGAAGUUGACGAAAAGAGUCUGGCUCCGCCUCCUCUCCAUAUGAUAUGACAUCACUCUGCGGUUACCACAGAAACCAGGGCUCCACUGCAGACGGUUGACAGCCAAGCAGGUGGUGCGAUGGCUGCCCAGGUUGAGAUUGAUGCUGGGCGGCCAUGUGUAGUUGGGAAUCGUCUGCACCUUAGCCCUCUCAUAGACUCUAGCAACAAGAGCUUGGUGGAAAGUUCAGGUGGCACCCAGGGGCCACUUAUUAUUCCCUCUGAGCCUAACAAACCUACCCCAGGCCCCAAGCCCAGACUCACCCCAAAACCUUUCACUGUGGAGAAAAAUCCUACUAUACGCUCCAUUUUUGCUCCCAAACCACAGCCAAAACCAAAACCUGAAUCCAGUCAACCAGUUUCCUCCAAACCAGUCCUGCCCAGCACACCUAAACCACAGCCAGCCAGUAAACCCAGUCUACCACCUGCCUUUAAAACAGGACCGAAGCCCAGUGGACAAACAAACAAACCUGUGGCACAACCCUUUAAACCAGCACCUACCAUCGCCUCUACUGAUUUCAACAAAUUUAGAACGACCCAAACUGGGGACGUGCUGAGAAGAACAAGCUUUGGAGCUACACCAGCUCGACCCAAAACUGUUGUUCAGGCCUCCACUCCUGGUGCUGAAUGGCCUUUUGCUCCUCGGAAAAAACAACCCGGCUCUUCAAUCACUCGUGCUAAAUCACUGGGCUUCCUAUCAGAGAUUGGACUGAAUAAUGAGGACAGUAAGCAGGAUUCUGUUGCCAAGGAUGAGAGUUCUCCAACUGUUCUUCGCCCCCAAUCUAAAUGUUCAAGACCCAGACCGGUUUCAGCUGUGUUCCUCCAAAACCCCACUAAGUCUGAGUCUCAGGUUGUGUCCCCUACACCUGCUACUCGUUGGACAAAAGGACGACCCCUUUCAUCUGAUCUUACCUCAAAGUUUGAGUCAAUUGGGCUGUCCCUAAACUGGCGACCUGCCAAGGAGGAUGGCAAAGAAAACACUCCUCAAAUGCCAGAGGGUGCUGUAGCUGAGACUCAAGAGAAAGAACAGGGUGCUGAAAAGGCAGAAGGGCCAAAUAAGCCCCCUGUGGUUGAGAAAAGGACUCAAAAGAUUGAAUCGAAAGAUGAGGACUCCAAGAAAGACUCUAAACCUGAGGAUACAGGAGGUAGCAGUAUAAAGAGACGCAUCAGCUUGCUCUUGGACUCUUCUUCUUCCUCCUUCUCAGUGGCACGUGUGGAUACUCCAGGGACUGAGCCUCGCUCACCGGGGCUGUCUGUCUCUGAUACUGAUGGAGCGGUGGGGGUGAAACAGCGAAUCAAAGAACUGACCGAAGAAGUGCCUACUACACUGUCACCACCCCAGAAGCCACAAUGUAAGCCACGUAACCUAGUAUCUGACCGCACUAAAAGAUUUGAGGCAGAGCUAGAAAGCCAUAGUUCCUAUGAGCUCAAAAGCCCCCAGCAGGUUGAAGAAGAUCUCAGCAAAAAGUUUGAUUACUCCACGAUUGAAGGGAAGUUUACCAAACAGGAGGAGAGGAAAGCAUCGUCACUGGGUGUUCAAGACUUGCCCACCAACUCUGGUUUUGAUAAUGAUGGAGUGCAAACAGUACGAGCAUCGAUGUUUGACCAUGUGGUGGAGAGGCAUAAUGUUCAAAUGAUGGAGGAUAACACUUCACAAGACCCAAGAGCACAGCAGGAAAGCACAAUUAAACCCAUGCCCAGUCGAAGCCACUCUUUGUGUAUUCAAGAUAACACCUUUAAAGCUCUUGAAGAUGAUGAUUCUGGUAGUUUGGUCAAAGCAACCUAUAGAGAACAAGUUUCUCCUUCCAGCCAUGUACGUGUGGAGCAUGUCUUUGACACUGUGGCUGUGUUUGGAGAGAGCCAUGCUGUUAGUGAGGUUUUGCCAACCGCUUCGCUUGAGGACAGAGCUAACACACUGCGUUCUCGGCGAUCAGCUUCUCAAGGUAAAGAGGACAGACCUACUCAUGAGAUAAGUAACCUGCUAAAAGAUGAAGCAGCCACUGCACGUUACCUCAGAGUAGGGGCAUUACACAAAUGGACUGCCACAGAGGCAGACAGAGAGAAUGAAUCUCAGAGGGAGCAACGGAGAGAGAUGUUGAGAAAAAUGGAAGAAGAGAUACAGAGGCAGACAGAAUUGCACAUAACUGCAGCAGCAGCAUUGGAGGAAGAGGAGGAAGACAUCGAAGCAGAAAGGAAGAAACUGUUAGAAGCACAAAGAGACAGAGAGAGGGAACGAGAGGAAGUUGCAGCACCCAAACGGCCUAAGAUGUUAGAAGCUGAAGAACAAAUGAACAAACCUAGAGCCACUUACUUUGCUCUGACAGGCCAGAUUCAAGAGCCUGUGCAUCAAGGUGACAGAGUGGAUGAGGAAGCAAUCUUAGGGAGAGUUAAACGAGGUAUGGUGGGUGGAGAGAACAGAGGGAUGAAGGAGGUUCCAUUUGAUGAUUUCACUGUUAGAUUAGGGCAAUGGGGUCCUCAGAAUCCAGUUGCUCCAUUUAGAAGAAAUCCUUCAUUGGAAGCUGCAAUGCAGAGAGAUUUGCAAGAGGAACAGCAUAAAAAUGACACUGGACUAAGAACAGAUCACAGAUUACAAGAAAGGGAACGGCAAAAAGCAGUUAGGGAGGAGAUGGAAAUAGAGAGACAAAGACAAGCAGAGUUUGAAAAGGUGAAGAAGCAGAGAGAUUUGGAGAUAGAGAAACAAAAAAUUGAAAGGGAGAAAAGGAGAGAAGUUGAGAAACAGAAAGAGAAAGAGAGACAAAAAGAGUUGCAAAGACAGAGGGAGUUGGAGAGACAAAGGGAAAUUGAACGACAGAAACGAGAAAAGGAGCGACAGAAACAAAUUGAAUAUGAGCGAAUGAAGGCUGCAGAAAAAGAGCUAGAUCAGCAGAGAGAGUUUGAGAGGCAACGACAAAAAGAGUUUGAACGAGAGAGAGAGAGAAUGCUCGAACAAGAGAUGCUUAAGCUUAGAGAAUUUGAAACACAGAAAGAGAUGCUGGAGUUGGAGAGACAAAGGGAAAUCGAAAGACAAAAGCAGAGAGAACUUGAAAAACAAAGAGAGAUGGAGAGGCUAAAGGAGUUAGAAAGACAGCGAGAUUUGGAGAGGCAACGAGAAUUGGAGAAACAGGAAGAGCAAGAGAGGGAAAGACAAAGCCGGUUGGAAAGGCAGAAAGAAUUGGACAGGCAGAGGGAACUUGAGAGGCAACGGGAGUUGGAGAGACAACAGGAGAUUGAAAGACAGAGGGAGACUGAAAGGCAGAAAGAACUUGAACAGAAGCAGAGAGAACUUGAGAUUGAGAAAUGGAAGCGACAGAAAGUAAAGGAGAGGGAGGCCAGGAAAGAGCUGGAAGAACUUGAGAGGAUCAAGGAGCUUGAGAGACAAAAGCUUCUUGAUUUUGAGUUGCAGAGACAGCGGGAAAGGCAACUCCAGCAAGAGCAAGUGAAACCGAGAUCAAAAAAAGAGCGAGAAGAGAGACAACAGCAGCCUGAACGACAGAGAGGAGCAGAGCGACAUCGGAUGGAGACAGAGCAAGAGAAAUCUAUACCUACAUCUCCACUUCGGCCUAAAGUUCUUGAUCUGGAUGCAGUGUCCCUUGGUUUUAGGAGUGGUCGAGACAGCCAUGAGAAUAGCCCCACAGCCCGAUGGAAGCAGCCCUCACUUCGUCCUGAUGAGCUUUACAAACCUGCCAUCUUAGACAUUGAUUCAUUCAGGAGUCAAACCCAACCUGAUACCUUCUCUUUAACUGGAUUUAGAGGUUUGGAGUCAGGAGGUGUUGGUUCAGUGAUUCAAGCUCGUCCACAGGCCACAAAUGUUCUCCAACCCCAAAUUGCUUCUCAAGUUCAGUCUCCUCCUCAGUCCCAGGCUUUCUUCCAGCCCUCCCCAGCAGAACGUAUGAGAACUCAACUCCCGCCUCCUCUGCAACCUCAAAUUCUGCAUCAAACCCAACCUCAUUCACAGCCAUUUCCUACAGAAAGACCUAGACCACAAACCCACUCAUUGAUUGAUACCUCAGAUUGGCCCUUAGGUGCUCAGCAGCCCAUCUCAGCUUUGCCCCAUGAGCAAACUAAUGCUUGGGGACAUACUCGAGCAGAGUUGGCUGUAGAUGAGCCCCUUUGGGUAUCAGCCAUGGAAGGAUCCAGAAGACCAAUUAGCACCAGACCUGGUGGCCUUGAUCAGCAACUCUUGCGUCAUGAGGAUAGAAGUUUAAGUAGCAUUUUGACACCCAGUUGGAACUAUUCCAUGAGUCCAGUCUUUAUUCCUUUACAGCAUCCCACUCUUGCACCAUCCAUGGUUCAAAUUCAAACUACUGUGCCGACUGCACAACCAGGUCUUGGACCCUUUGUAGCCCUUACAAUGACCCCAGAGAGAUGCUGGACCUCAGCACCUUUGAAUGUGGGGUCAAGUGGAGCUUUGGUUUCUUCUCCCACAACACCAUUAGCUAAGAAAGAGACUCCAGUACCCACUAGUCAUGUUGCAACCUUCUCUGUCACCGAACCUAUGUGGAGUCCAAACUGGGAGCUGGCAUCCCAGGGACAGAGAGAGAACCAUGCCUCACACAGGGACAAAAUACAACAGAAACGUUCAAGGAGUAUGUGUCGAAGAUCUGCCCCAACGGAAAGCUCUGCCGAUGGCCCGCUUACCCAUGUAAGAACUCGCAGAAGUCGCAGUGCACACAAAGAAAGAAGUGGCAAGAGCUCGGAGCUGGUAAAACAAUGUGUUAGUGGACAGGAGGAGAAUAAAGACACAGACAAUCUGGUGCAGGAGCCCGACAGUCAGUACGGCACAUGGGAGACUGGACUUCGCACAGAUGACAGCCUCACUCCAGCUACACCUUCAUCUGAUGACAACCUCACCCCAUCUCCACGGAAGCCCACCCCACCCCACACUGCUGAACAGCCCCUUCUCAUCGACACACCAGAUGGCUCGACAACAUCUCCUCAAAAGCAGACCGAGCUCCCAUUCCCAGAGACCCCCACAACACUGUUAGACUCCAGUGCACUACGUUCCAGGGUCAGUCUGAACAAGAAGAGCACUCGCAGAGCCCUGCCUUCUCGAGGUGCCCGUCACAGUGCCCUCUUAUCACAAGUACCCGAGGGAACCGGAGCAGAUGAUGAAUGGCGCUACAAGGACUCAACAGAGGAGAAGACAGACUCUCCUAAGCAGGGUGAAGACUCAGACUCUGAGGAGCAGGCCAAGGGAAUCGAAUCCCGUACUUCCUCCGUGUCUCAGCCUCAGAGAGUGGCGCUCUUCCCUGGCAUGGACCCAUCUGCUCUAAAGGCUCAGCUAAAGAAGAGAGGCGAGUCAGACAAUCAGACAGACGGCCCUUCACCCUCUCAGCUCUCACGCUCACCCAAAUCUCCAUUCUUGCCUCGAGCCUCCCGUGUGCUGCCUCCUGCUGGCGGCAAAGAGAAUCUAGAAGAGUCCUCACCUCAGUGGCUGAAAGAACUAAAGACUAAAAAACGUUUGAGUCAGUAUGAAAAUGACGGUACAGCCUGAACAAGCAGGAUGCCUUAUAACUGCAGUAUCUGUAGCUGUAACCCGUGACAGAAGCCUUAACCUUUGACCUGGAGUUGACCGGAAUUCUGCUGCUGCUGCUGACUACGACAUCAUUUUGUUUCAUUGGUUUUUCUGGCCUUCUUCUCCAGUCAUGUACAUGUGCAUGGUGCCUUUCUAAAAGAUUUCUGACUGACAUAAAGGGCGAAGCAGAGAUCUAUGUGUAAACCGUGUGUCCACGUAUGUGUUGUCGAGUUUCUCUUCAGCUCUCCGUCAUACGAGAGAGAAUUAUUUUUGCAUAGAGCCACUUUAACCUCUAGUGAGCGAGAGAUCAUCCUUCAUAGUGGAACUGUGGGUUCCAAGUAACCAGAAGUGCUUCAUAUAACUGGAGUAUGAUGUUGGUUUAUUUUUACCCUUUUAUGUUCAUAGUAGUACAGCUUCCAUGCUAUUUUUUGUUUGUUUGUUCGUCAUAUUCCCAUUGAUUUUGUUCAGUUGUUGGUUAUAGGCAUCAAUUGCACAUGCAUUUCC
Messenger RNA from Sinocyclocheilus grahami, 6391 nucleotides. RefSeq names its product zinc finger CCCH domain-containing protein 13. The transcript has 13 exons. NCBI's taxonomy places the organism in Eukaryota, Metazoa, Chordata, Actinopteri, Cypriniformes, Cyprinidae. The coding region runs from base 455 to 5866 and encodes 1803 amino acids. The record is from RefSeq and is a predicted model, not a curated record.